CUCCAGGUCAACAAACGGUCUCUAAUCUGAAGAUAUAUAUGAAAUUUAUUUCAUCGUGCAUCUAUAAGUCAGCUAAAUCUCAACAUUGGUGUCGUUGAUAAUAUCCUUCAGAAAACGUUUGCUAAGUUUACUGUGCGAUCGAGGGACGGAUUGCGGUUAAUGAAUCCCUAGCGUACAAAUUGCGGAGAUAGCACCAGCUAUGGAGGUCGACCAGGAAGGCGAAGCCUUAGCAACUCAACAUCAGGAUGCUGGAAAAGCGAGUAGAUAUCAAAAAAGCGACGAAGCGAUGGCUGAAGAUGAAGCUGAACUGUUAGAGACUGCCGCCCACGAAGCAUCUGUAAGAACAGGCACGAGGGGGUACCCGAGUAAAAGACCCAUUCAGUGUGAACAUUGUCCUUUACGCUUGUCCAAUCGGCAAACCUAUCUCAAACAUCUUGGCAGAAGGCACCCAGAAAAACAACUCGAUCAGCUAUGUGGGGCCGUAAAGAAGUGGUACGCUUGUGAAGAAGCUGGAUGUGACGUUAAAGUCCGAAGUCGAGAGGAACUGCUGCACCAUCUGGGGAAGGACCAUGAAUGGGAGAUCAAAGAAGUGACUGGGACAUUCGAUACAGAGGAUGAGUUCGAAAUUUUCUUCCAACGAGUCCAAAAAAUGUAUAAAACUCGCUUCGUAUCCCGACAUGGCAAAGUGAAUGGCGUCAAACGCUUUUAUUGUAACCGAGAGGGGGCUGUGCGAGUUAAAAUGGAGGAUCGGACGCGAGCGCACAUCAGACGGGGUACCUCCAAGAUUGGAACCUUCUGUACAGCUCAUGCCAUUGUCAGCUACCAUGCGAACGGUCAAGUAAGCAUAAUUGGAUCCGUUACGCACUACAACCAUGAGCUGGAGGGUAAAUACUUACCUUUACUAGAAUCAGAAAAGAAUUUUAUUCGUUAUCACGCGCAACUGGGAAUGAACUGCAGGGAGAUUCUCGAGAUUCUACAUAAGACCGUUGGAGAACUGGACGAGGAUGAUCCAUUGCGCUAUGUUGACUACAAAACAAUCCGGAACACACUAGAAAGAGGAAAAACCCUUGAACAAAACAGACAAUCCGAGGCGAGCAAUGGUGCUGAUUUGGGAAACAUACAGAUGCUUACUAAAAUUAAUAACUAUCCUCGAGAAAAAAGCCAUCUUGAAUCAGCACCGACAAAAACCUUAACUAAUGAUCGAACCUCAACAGUUUUCUCAGAUAUUGUGCUAGAGCAUACCGCAGCGAUCAAUAAUGCAUUUGAUAUUGUGCAGACGGAUACACAUCAGUGGGGAGUUAAACGGCCAGAAGGCAAGGUUUGCCACCGAGUGACUCGUGUAUCGGACGUGUGUCCUGCGGAAGUCCGAUUAGAGGUCCCUUGCGACCUGAUAUGCAAGCUUUGCCAGUGCUGUUCACAUUUGUUCAAGUGUAAUUGCGGAGGCGCCACAAAAAUCGGGAAAAUGUGCAAGCACAUCCAUGCUGUAGUCCAGUUUAUAAGGGACUAUGAAGCACAAAAGGGAGAGGGUGAACAAGCGGAGGCAUCAAAACGUGUGUUGCAUCAGGUUGUCGGUGAGGAAUAUUUAGAGGCCCAAGAGGUGGAAGAAGAACAUGGACUCUUGGAUUCGUAUAUUGAAGAAGGCGUCGCUGAUAACGACAUGGGGGCUGCGUCCAAACGGGAAGAUGCAGUCGUAGCGAACGCAUCGUAUACCUUGCAGGCUGAAGACGGGCAGUCUGGUUCCGUGGGCAAUGGACAAAUUUUGACGGUCAUUAACGAAGCCCAUGAAGUUGCGGAUACAGCUAUUGAGACAGCUGCACAUGCAUCGACGGGCGGAGGCGGGACGCUAUUCCAAACAUAUGAAAUGAUACCAAAUGGAACGGCCAUUGCUGUAGCCAACGGGGCAUCUGGUUGGCUGACUGGGAGUGCCGUGCUAGCUCCAACUGAGCAGCGACUUAAUCCUGAGUAUGAACAAUUUCUGGAACAAAUCACGAACGGUCACAAUCAGCUGCACCAAGUUGCCAAUCCUGAGAAUAUUCUACAAGCGAGCACUAUCUUCCAGCAGUUAAAGACGCUUGUCAUCAAUGCUGAUACGCCGAAAAUCAUAAAGGGCUGAGAGGGCGAGCAUAUCUCACACGUUGAUUACACUUGUUUAUAGAGUAUCAGUAGUCAACAUCAACGUAAUUUUAGUAACUUGAGAAAAUUAUCGAAGCCGAGUGCAACGUAGUCAAAUUUCAUGAACGUGAAAAAUAAUGUGGAUAAUCUAUACAGCGUAAUUAAUAAAGACUCGCAUAUUGAUGUGUCGAGCGUUUUGUAUGAGUAGUCCUUUAAACAAUAAUGGCACGGCUGAUGCAAGUCUGGAAAACGAUGGGCAGAGCAUUUUAUGUCAUUACUAUUUCCACCUACCUUUCAGCUCCUUUGCGAUAUACAUAUAUAUAUAAAUCUUUUCCCGUCAAGCU
Molecule: messenger RNA, 2456 nt
Organism: Varroa destructor (honeybee mite)
Lineage: Eukaryota; Metazoa; Arthropoda; Arachnida; Mesostigmata; Varroidae
Source: RefSeq, a predicted model, not a curated record